Molecule: messenger RNA, 537 nt
Organism: Paramecium sonneborni
Lineage: Eukaryota; Ciliophora; Oligohymenophorea; Peniculida; Parameciidae
Source: the annotation of a GenBank genome assembly
AUGCUCAGAUAUUAUGUGAUAGUUAUUCUUUUUGCAAUUAGCUUAAAUUAUUCUAAGAAAGAAUUUAAAUUUUGCUCAAGAUAAAAUAAAAUAAAAACAUAAAUUAGAGGCAAUUACAAAAAUGUGAUAAGCUAUGAUGAAAGUCCUUUAUUGACAAGUCGAAAAUAAAAUUAUAUUUAAUUAAGUGGAUCAGGAAUUCUAUUUAGAAAUGAAAUUUAUGGAGCUUAUUAAAAUUAUCUAGGGACUUAUUGUGGUAAAGGCAAGUCAAUUGUUAUUGAAUUAAGACAGGCUUUUGAAUUAAAUACAUUAAAAAUUAUGUUACGAAAUGGUGAUGUUCGUACCUAUGAUUUUAUAGUUUAUGCAUCCGAUUCAAAUAAAGAAACUGUAAUAUUUGAUGGAAUCAAUUACUAUAAUGAAGUUGCCAAAAUCAAAUUUUAAAAUUAGUUUGUCAAAUAUUUUAGAAUUUUUAAUAGAAAUGGGAAUUCAGAAACUGCUAAUAUUAAUAUAAUCAAAAUUGAGGCUUAUUUUUAACUUUGA